Epinephelus lanceolatus (giant grouper) is the source of this 1312-nucleotide messenger RNA. RefSeq names its product POP4 homolog, ribonuclease P/MRP subunit (gene pop4). NCBI's taxonomy places the organism in Eukaryota, Metazoa, Chordata, Actinopteri, Perciformes, Serranidae. Gene Ontology annotation, biological process: rRNA processing; tRNA 5'-leader removal. The record is from RefSeq and is a predicted model, not a curated record. Gene Ontology annotation, cellular component: ribonuclease P complex; ribonuclease MRP complex. Gene Ontology annotation, molecular function: ribonuclease P RNA binding.
CUGCAGAAGAAGAAGGAAGGAAGUGAAGUUAUGUUGUGUUCAAAUCGCAUGUGUUGAAAGUGUCUCUUGCAGUCAGGACGGGUAUUUAAUGUAAUACGGUUUCUUCAGGGAGUCCGCAGAAACGUGGAAAUGGACGAAAGACUUGUUCGAGCCCCGAUUCCUCGGGAACUGGUGAAGGUUCUUGGUGUUGAGUCUCAGACCCCCUCUAAAGCGGGGGCCUUCACCCGGGCAUUCCUGAAGAACAGCAUUCUGCCGAACACACAACAGGAUGUACAGGGCAUAUUGAGUCACAAGGCGCUGAUACUGGGCUACGCCACGUCCAAGAAGGACAAGUCCAAGAGGAGCAGCAAGAAAGCCAAAGGACUCAACGCUCGGCAGAAGAGGGCGAUGAAGAUCUUCCAGAUCAAACCUGAGCACCAGAGAUACGAGCUUUUCCUGCCUCUGCAUGAACACUGGAAACAGUACAUCACUGACCUGUGUGGUGGAUUUAAACCAACAAGCACUCCACAGUUUGUGCAACAGAAGCUCCUGAAGGCAGACUUCCAUGGUGCCAUCCUCACAGUGGUCCGGUCUAAGUGCCCAUCAUAUGUCGGGACUACAGGGAUUCUGGUCCAGGAGUUGAAACAUGUUUUCAAUUUCAUCACCAAAGAAAACAGACUGAAAAUGAUCCCCAAGAGGAACAGUGUGUUUUCAGUGGAGACCAACGGCUUCGUCUCCUACAUCUAUGGAAGCAAGUUUGAGCAGCGAGCCAGCGAACGCUCGGCCAAGAAGUUUAAAGUCAGAGGAACCAUCGACUUGUGAUGCAUUGCUACAGGAUGUAGUGCAGCUCAACAGGAGAGACAUUACAGACUUCCACUGCCCUCCGUUGGCAGUCAGAAGGAACUGCAGCAACAGUGGCCAAUGUGCAGCAGGUGUGCUGUGGUCAUUUGCUGUCUGUGGGACCAUAAAUCUCCAUCUGACGAAUUAUUUUUUUAUUUAUUUUUGGUUCAGUUUUCACCUCGUUGAAUAUGGAUGCCUUUGACAUAUAGGUAUUGCCUUGUUUUAAAGGGGAACUCCACCAAUUUUGCACACUCUGAAUCUGUUUACUUGUCAUGAGGAGUGCUAAACAGCUCGUAAAAACAGUCAUACAAUGUCCUGUAUGUCAGGAUGAUGUCAUCAGUUUGGGCUUGGAAACUACACAUUUAUAGGGAUGUCAAGGCCUCAAUUAAAAAUCCAGUUCCUUUAAUCUGCAGACUCAGAGUCCAGUUUAGAUAUUUAUAUGAACUUUGAUGUUGAUUAAUUACAUAUCUGACACAAUGACAGCUGUACUGAA